Molecule: messenger RNA, 1427 nt
Organism: Sinocyclocheilus anshuiensis
Lineage: Eukaryota; Metazoa; Chordata; Actinopteri; Cypriniformes; Cyprinidae
Product: meprin A subunit beta-like
Exons: 7
Coding region: 459-1427 (322 amino acids)
Biological process (GO): proteolysis
Cellular component (GO): membrane
Molecular function (GO): protein binding; metalloendopeptidase activity
Source: RefSeq, a predicted model, not a curated record
GGCUAGGGAGCUCCACUGUAGGCAAUCAGUCCAGGUGGGAUAUUCCCGUCCCCUAUGAGCGGAGUGUUAAUCUCAGUAAGAACUCUAAAGGAGUCAUUCCGAGAGCCUUCGAGCAGUUCAGACUGAAAUCAUGUGUCGACUUUAAGCCCGGACAGCAGAAGAGUUUUACAUCUCUGUGGAGAGUCGUGAAGGGUGUUGGUCAUAUAUCGGACGCUCGUCUCCUGGAGGACAGACUCUUUCCAUUGGAGAGCGCUGUGGAAGAAAAGGCAUCGUUGAGCACCAGUUUCUCCACGCUCUGGGAUUGAACCAUGAGCAUUCGAGAUAUGACCGAGACUAUGAAAUCUAUAUGAAAUCUAAUCAACUAUGAAAACAUCAGGGAAGGGUAUGAGAGUAAUUUCAAUAAGCACAGUGAGAACGUGUUCACUACCCAAGAAAGCCCAUAUGAUUAUUACUCUGUGAUGCAUUUGGAUAAAAAUGCCUUCAAAAACUUUAACGGACCCACGAUCAUAACCAAGAGUCCGGAGCUCCAAGACGUGAUCGGACAACUCAUGGAAAUGAGCGAAUAUGAUGCGAUUGAGCUCAACAAACUCUACAAAUGCAAUUCCUCGGUCUCUUUCCUCGACCACUGUAGUUUUGAUGAGGAAUCUCUGUGUGAGAUGAGCGUCAGUUCUGCUGCUGGUUACGGCUGGCAGAGAGAGAAGUCAGUGAGUGGCAUCAAUGUGACCGACCACACAUACUUGGGCAAAGAACAGAACGGGACGUCUUUCUUCAUGCACUUCAGCACUGAGCGCAGAAACGAGGGCGACGCAGCCAGACUGGAGAGCAAGACACUGACCCCUACGAGAGACUGCAAAGUCCAGUGUCUGCAGUUCUACUACUAUCACAGCGGUCACGAGUCCGACCCGCUCAACAUCUGGAUCCGAGAGCUGCAGAAUCAAGCAGACAGCACGGGAGCUCUCAGACUCAUGGAUCAGAUCACAGAAACCCCUGGGAAUUACUGGAAGCUGCAUCAUGUGCAGUUGAACGCAAAUAAGUCUUUCCAAGUUGUGUUUGAAGCGCGUAAAGGAGCUGGAAACUCCAAUGGAGGCUUCUCACUGGACGAUAUCAAUAUUUCAGAGACAGAGUGUCCCCUCAUAUGGCAGAUAAGGGACAUUGAGAAGGAACUGAACAGUGGGUUCAGGGAACUGUACAGUCCACUGUAUUACUCCAGUGAUGGGUAUCGCUUUGGGGCUCGGUUAUUAGAGUCCAGGAAUCAACUUACAAUAUCUCUUUCUCUGGUAUCUGGUGCGUGUGAUGAGCAGCUGCAGUGGCCUUGUCCAUGGAGGCAAAUAACCGUCCAGAUCCUGGACCAGAAUCCACACAUACAGAAGCGCAUGUCCUUUGAGCAGAGCGUCACCACUGACCCUGACUUGACUCGUUAUGGUUAG